GCACAGAGCCUGUUUGCUGUGCGGUGUAUUAGCCAGCGCGCAACUAAAGGCUGCGACGCAAGUAAAUCGGCUCCUGCGGCGACGACGCCGAGAGCAUCAGAAAGCCUCAGUUCCUGUCAGGUUGCGCACCGAACAGCCCUCUUCUGCUGGACAUGAAAGUGCAGCACGGCUGCAACUCAUCAGACAUGGGGAUCCCGGUUACAACUGAAGAAGAAUUGCGCAGAAAUACCGUAAUAACGCCCGAGGAUGUGCUUGGGCUACAGAAGAUCACCAAGAAUUAUCUUUGUUCUCCAGAAGAAAAUGUCCACAUGAUUGACUUCACCAGGUUUAAGAUUCGUGACAUGGAAACAGGGACAGUCCUGUUUGAGAUCACCAAACCUCCAAUACCAGCGGGAGACAAAAAGCACUGUGACCCCAACGCCGGCCGUUUUGUCCGAUACCAGUUCACCCCAGCCUUCCUGCAGUUGCGGCAGGUUGGAGCCACAGUGGAGUUCACAGUGGGAGACACACCCAUCAACAACUUCCGCAUGAUUGAGAGACACUACUUCCGCGAUCAGCUGCUCAAGAGCUUUGAUUUCGAGUUUGGCUUCUGCAUGCCCAGCAGCAAGAACACAUGCGAGCACAUCUAUGAGUUCCCCGCACUGUCUGAGGAAAUCAUGCAGGAAAUGAUCCUGCACCCGUAUGAGACGCAGUCUGACAGCUUCUACUUUGUGGACAACAAGCUGGUGAUGCACAACAAGGCAGACUAUUCCUACAGUGGGGGGCCAUAGGCAGACCAGUCGCCACCCCUUCACUCCUCCCUGUUGUAGACAUUUUCCACGAUCCAUGUACAACUUCAGGACCAGAAACAGAUGAACUGAUGGACAAUUCGCUGGCAUUAAACUCUUAAACUCACUCCUGUUAACUCCAUGAAUUUCCAUUCAGGUAUUUAGCUGCCAGACCAAUAGAUUUCUCUCUUUGCAGGAACAUCGAAUUCUGUCAGAUUUAUCAUCAGUUUGCAUCUGUGCGUGUGUGUGUGUGUGUGUGUGUGUGUGUGAGCGAGUGUGUGGGCAGCAAACACAUGCAGUGUCUGUACAUACUGUUGAUCUCAGUCUGUAUAUGUGGGUUUCACUUGAUCAUCAGGAAAACACUGAUCAAUUUACAUUUUGUGUGUGUGAGUGUUUUGAUAGCUAAUAAUAUGAAGAGAGAAAGGAGACAGUGAGUGCUGUUUGUCUUCACUUAACCAGACGAGGCAGAAAACACACCAUGAGACGAAGAGAGAAAUGAUGUUACUCUAAAGAAGUUUUAAAAAAAAAAUUAAUCCAUUCAGAUGUACAUUUAUAUAGUUUGUAUAGGAAUGACAUUACAUUUUCACUCCUGAAGUUUCUUAAAUUUCUAGUAGCACACAUCCGAAUGAAUCCUCCCAUGAUCUUGGUCUGUCAUCGUUCAUUUGAGUGACAAACAGAAAUGUGUACUUUGUCUAUGUGAAUGUGUCAUUUGUUGUAUGUUUUCAUGUUCAUAGUACUACUAUUUCAGGAGUAUUUUUUAAAUAAAUAGCCAUUUUAAAUUGUCAGAAAUCCUACAUUAGCCAAAAGUCAGAUACCAAUUUUGAUAUCCAGUACGUGCUCUGUAGUACUGAACACUGUGUAUACUUAAUUAUA
Morone saxatilis (striped sea-bass) is the source of this 1640-nucleotide messenger RNA. It is a transcript of the gene unc119a1, whose product is annotated as unc-119 homolog a (C. elegans). Bases 153 to 770 code for a protein of 205 amino acids. Gene Ontology annotation, biological process: nervous system development; positive regulation of protein tyrosine kinase activity; lipoprotein transport. The record is from RefSeq and is a predicted model, not a curated record. The transcript is spliced from 5 exons. Gene Ontology annotation, cellular component: spindle pole; intercellular bridge; spindle midzone. Lineage: Eukaryota; Metazoa; Chordata; Actinopteri; Moronidae. Gene Ontology annotation, molecular function: lipid binding.